Molecule: messenger RNA, 3553 nt
Organism: Rhincodon typus (whale shark)
Lineage: Eukaryota; Metazoa; Chordata; Chondrichthyes; Orectolobiformes; Rhincodontidae
Gene: atg5
Product: ATG5 autophagy related 5 homolog (S. cerevisiae)
Exons: 8
Coding region: 201-1028 (275 amino acids)
Biological process (GO): autophagy of mitochondrion; cellular response to nitrogen starvation; C-terminal protein lipidation
Cellular component (GO): phagophore assembly site membrane; Atg12-Atg5-Atg16 complex; cytoplasm
Source: RefSeq, a predicted model, not a curated record
GUCCGCGCCCAUCCUGCCGCCGGUGGUGGUCACGUGCUGAGGACGCAGGUUGUGCGCGAGGUCGGGGUUCGAUUCCGUGAAUGAGCCGGCGGCAGGAAGCGGACGGAUCGGAGUAGUAUAUCCGUGCGGGAGGGGAGGAAAGGAAAGCUCGGCUGUGACAGACGCACCUGUCUCUAUGUGCUACAUAGAGUGUUGGAAAAAUGACAGAUGACAGAGAUGUAUUACGGGAUGUUUGGUUUGGAAGAAUACCAACCUGUUUCACUUUAUCUCAGGAUGAAGUAACUGAAAGAGAGGCUGAACCUUAUUAUCUGCUGUUACCAAGAGUGAGUUAUUUGAUGCUGGUAACUGACAAAGCUAAAAAGCACUUCCAGAAAGUAAUGAGACAAGAGGAUAUAGGAGAGAUGUGGUUUGAAUACGAAGGAGUACCUUUGAAGUGGCAUUAUCCAAUUGGGUUACUUUUUGACCUUCAUGCAUCGAACACCGCACUACCAUGGAACAUUAUAGUACAUUUUAAGAAUUUCCCUGAAUCGGAACUUCUUCAUUGCCUCACAAAAGAUGCUGUUGAAGCUCAUUUUAUGUCUUGCAUUAAGGAAGCUGAUGCCUUAAAGCACAAAAGUCAAGUAAUCAAUGAGAUGCAGAAAAAGGAUCAUAAACAACUCUGGAUGGGCUUACAAAAUGAUAAGUUCGACCAGUUUUGGGCCAUCAAUCGAAAACUUAUGGAGUAUCCAACAGAGGAAGGAGGGUUCCGAUAUGUUCCUUUCAGGAUAUAUCAGCCAUUAAAUGAAAGGCCAUUUAUUCAGAAACUAUUUCGUCCAAUUAGUUCAGAAGGACAUCCACAUAAUCUUGGUGACUUGUUGAAAGAAAUGUUUCCUGCUGCUGUAACUCCUGAAGAUAUGGAGAAACAGUUUCAAGUAGUGAUUCACGGGAUUGAACCAAUGCUGGAAACACCAAUUCAGUGGCUCAGUGAACAUCUGAGUUACCCAGACAAUUUCCUGCAUAUUAGUAUCAUUCCUUUACCUAAAGACUGAGGAAGCAGGCAGCUCUGAACAGAAAAAAAAGCAAACCACCCCUGGACUUGCCAGAACAGUUCUAUCUUCUACUUCUACAGAACUUGUCGGAAGCAACUUGACCAGAAAUACUCACUGCUGCAAGCCAAACAGGAAGAGAUCCCACAACCUGAUAAUGGGCUGGUCCUAGUUUGCAUCACUACUAUAAUUCUGCUGUCGUCAUAAAACCUCACUUGCAGCAUGAAAACUUCUCAAGACCACUUGUAUCAUUUUUCUAGUAAAAUGGUAAACAUGAAAUUUGCUAAGGCACCAAGCAGUGGAAACAUGUAGUGUUUGUACUGUCCUUCUGAUUAACAAAUAACCAGGGGUAUUUCCAAAAGUGACCAUGACCAUAUUGAAGACUGAGAGAAUGGAAAGAAAAAUGUUUGUAAUUUCCAAAGGAUAGUAAUGGCUUGCAGGAAAACAAGUAGCAUUCUUUGCAGUGAUGCUGGAAAACAUAAUACAGAAGUUGUUCAAAGUCUCUAUUUCUGUGUUUCUCUUUAGCUUCUCAUUCUUUUGCCCUUCUUCUAUGCAUUCACCCCUCCUCCCUUUUCACUUUUUAUCUGUUUCCCUUUCCCCCACUUUUUCACUUUCUCUUUCCCUAUCCCCCUCCUCCUCUGUCUUGCUGUCUUGUCUCCUUUCCCUGCUGUACAAUUCCAGUUAUUGGGCUUGAUGUGUUAAAACCUUGACACAUUUUUAUCCAUUAAAUGAUUCCCAACCUUAAAUCAAGCAUUUUUGCUUAGUGCAGUUGUUUGCAUUUAAGAUUCUGAAUUAGACACAAUUUGGUAUUUUUACAUAUAUUCAUAUGGCAUUUGUUUUGUAACUUAGAUAAUGAGAACAUAUAAUUCUUAUCUCAGUUGUUAGACCGUAUAGCAUUUUAAGCAUGUCUUUUGCAUUUCAGUAAGUACCUAACACUCCAUAUUUUGUCAGAAUCAUGUACUUUACACUUCCUUUUGUCCCUCUAAAUAAAAGACUCAAAGUCAAUCAUUUAUCGUGCAGGUGACUGUGAAAUAUCCUCUAAUCAAAUUUAGAUUCCUUGUUUGUUGAAUAGCCUUACUUUUGCAAGAGUUUUUAUGGAGCAUGCUAUUAGUGGGUUUGGGUUACUUGUAACAGCAGCCUUGGAAAUUGCAGUCUGUAAUUGUAAUGGAACCAAAUUUGUUUCCCAAAGCUGCAUUCAACAUUGCGGCUAAAAAAAAAAAUUGGGGCGCAAGGAAAGGAAAUACAGGAAUCAUUAUUACUAAGUCAGGAGUUGCACAUCAAAGGACAAGAGAUACUUUCACGGUACUAAUUAUUAAAUAAAACUCCGGUCUUUGGAAAAUAUCUACCAAUGUCCUUGCUUUGCUAUAAGUUGAAAUGCUGAUUCCUUUGGUUGUAGCUUAUUGUGUGCACAGCUGUGCCUGUAGCAAAUUGUGACUGUAAACAGGAGAAAAAUCUGGCAUUUAGAAUUCCAAUUUGUUCCAAAACUAUGUGCAAUAAAUAAUUUGAUUAUAGUUGCCAGACUUUGGAAGUGGCGGGGGUGACAAAUUUCCAGAUAUUUCCUUACAAACGAACAACUUCCAUUGAUUCUGUAAUUGACUUGAACCAUUUACCAAUAAUGCAUUUCUGUAUAUUUACUGGUAUCCAUGAAUGUUUACUGUUAGCUAUGCUGUUUCAUAAGUGUGGAAAAUUUCUAAUUUGCAGAUCCAAGUGAGCAUUCAACAAAUGAAAUUAAAAUUAAAACUUACCAUUUGUGGUGAGAUACCUAUCUACUCUGAGAAUAAAGAAACCUUGGGGUCUUAGUAAAACAUAGCAAUUUGAGAAUGCUGCACUUGGUUUAGACCAAGUACUGAUUUAUACAUGUUUUCUUAUUUUUCCACUUCUGUGGUUCACUAUUCAACCAGUCAAUGAAGAUGCUCACUUGCAUAAUAUAUAGUAUGCAUCUCCCAUGUGGCCUUUUAACAGAGUUGUAAACUUUUACUUAGUUUACCAUUGCUAUAUGAAUGGCUUCUGACUUCUUUCAGGUAUGCAUGCUAUUGGUGUCCUUGGAAGAAGAGCUAAUAUGAUGAGAGUUAUCAUCUGCAAUGUAGCAUUUCAUUUUUUUGUAGCAGGAAGGUGGGUGACAUGAACACUUUUUUUUAAUUUGCCAUGAAAUAAUGAUUCUGUUAAGGGCUUACUUAAAGGUUUAAUGCGUUGAAUGAAAAUAAACAACCCAACUUUUUUAUGUAGUGAAAUCUUUUAUUAAUGGAAAAUAGCUUGGUGUAUGAUCACUGCCCCUUUCUGGUUACCGUAAAGAAAAUACUUAAGGCAUUAUUUUGUUGCUUUGUGAUAAUGGUCAAGGUUCAGGUUGGUAGAUGUUUGUUCCACCCAUUGUACACAUUCAACUGGUGAAAACUUUCAUCUAAUAUCUUGUACUCUUGUCCAAAUAAUGUAACGCAAUACUUGUGAUACUUAAGUACUCUUGUUACUUGUUUUAAUUAUGCAACAAGACUAGUUCUUUUGAUAAUAAAAAAAAAAAUCUUGGCCUUUUA